Molecule: messenger RNA, 224 nt
Organism: Blastomyces gilchristii SLH14081
Lineage: Eukaryota; Fungi; Ascomycota; Eurotiomycetes; Onygenales; Ajellomycetaceae
Exons: 2
Source: RefSeq, a predicted model, not a curated record
CAUGACUCAGAACAUUCAGAUGUACACUUAUAAGGGUCUGAAUUAUCAGAUUAUGAAAGAAUCUAAGAAAGAGUUAGAAUUCAUGAAAGCAGUUUCAGAGAUGAUAGAGAAGAUGAUAAUAAAGUUUCUACAUGAUGAGAUCUAUAGUAACUAUGAAAUAUCAUGUGAGAUUCUAACUAAUAACAGUGUGAACCUUGUAGAAGAAGUGAUGAGGUAUUUCAUAA